Molecule: messenger RNA, 1227 nt
Organism: Acytostelium subglobosum LB1
Lineage: Eukaryota; Evosea; Eumycetozoa; Acytosteliales; Acytosteliaceae
Exons: 5
Coding region: 1-1227 (408 amino acids)
Biological process (GO): ammonium homeostasis; ammonium transmembrane transport
Cellular component (GO): membrane
Molecular function (GO): ammonium channel activity
Source: RefSeq, a predicted model, not a curated record
AUGGAAUAUCUAGACUUCACAGCAUCUACAUCAUUUGAAGCUGCUGUUGAUGAUGCAUGGGUACUCAAUGCCACCUUUCUUACACUCAAGCAGGUUAUUAGUAUUAUAGACACAGCCUUUGGAUCACUUAUAUUCUGGGCAUUGGGAUUCGGCUUUGCAUUUGGUGAUCAGUCGAAUCCCUUCAUUGGAUAUCACCAUUUUCUAUUAACAGACUAUCAAAACUUAGUAUUCUUUGCCUUUCAAUGGGCAUUCUCUGCAACAAGCAUAACAAUAGUCAGUGGAUCACUGGCUGAACGAGUUCACAUCAACAGCUGUCUUAUAUAUACAAUAGUCAUGUCAGCGGUCAUCUACCCGCUGGGAGCACAUUGGGUGUGGUCUAAAGGUGGAUGGUUGCGCACGAUUGGAUCAAACGGCAUUCUCGACUUUGCCGGUGGUAUUGUCGUCCACAUGGUGGGCGGCACCGUUGGUCUGGUCGGUACAUACAUAGUCGGCCCACGAAUUGGCCGCUUUGAUGCAGAGAGCGGAAAGCCUAAGCCGCUUCCCGGCCACAGCAUCACACUGUCUACAUUGGGCGCAUUCAUCAUUUGGUAUGGUUUCUAUGGUUACAACACUGGAUCCACAUUGGGCGUCUCAUGGGGACGCACGGCAAUUGCAGCGAGAGCAGCAGUCACAAUGACAAUCAGUGGCACUGCCUCAUGCGCCACCACUCUCAUCGUCAUGAAAUUGUACAGCGGAAAGUAUGACGUAUCAAAGUCGGUCAAUGGCUUGCUGGCCGGUCUGGUAGCAACGGCAGCCAGCUGUGCAUUGGUCGAGCCCUGGGCUGGCUUUGUCAUUGGCUGCGUCAGCUCAUUUGUAUAUUUAGGAGCAUCAAGAUUCCUUCUGCGACUACGGAUCGAUGACCCACUGGACUCGGUCCCCAUUCAUAUGGCAUGCGGAAUGUGGGGCGCAAUCAGCGUCGGCCUCUUUGCCACUCAGCACAACAUUGAACAACUUCUACGACGACCAACAAACUCAUUUGGUCUAUUCUAUGGUGGAGGAGUCGAACAACUUGGUGUCCAACUAUUGGGAGUAAUAUGUGUCAGUGGUUGGUGCUUACUAUUGUCGGCAGUACUAUUCACGGUUAUGAAACGAUUCCACCAGCUGAGGAUAGACCCAACAAGAGAAUUGAUGGGUAUUGACAUGGAUCAGCAUGGUGGACCUGCCUACCCCAACUUCCAGAGCAUUUAA